This is a messenger RNA of Dermochelys coriacea (leatherback sea turtle), 1227 nucleotides long. RefSeq names its product G protein subunit alpha transducin 1 (gene GNAT1). Gene Ontology annotation, cellular component: heterotrimeric G-protein complex. The coding region runs from base 150 to 1202 and encodes 350 amino acids. Gene Ontology annotation, biological process: adenylate cyclase-modulating G protein-coupled receptor signaling pathway. The record is from RefSeq and is a predicted model, not a curated record. Gene Ontology annotation, molecular function: G-protein beta/gamma-subunit complex binding; G protein-coupled receptor binding; GTPase activity. The transcript is spliced from 8 exons. Lineage: Eukaryota; Metazoa; Chordata; Testudines; Dermochelyidae.
CGCUUGGGGAGCAGUGGGGAACAGUGCCACUUAGCGCUCCUGGUGGGCUAAGAGGGAGACUGGCGGGGGGUGCCGGACAUUUAGGGGUUGGUCUAGGGUUCCCCCUGUCGCUGAGCGCAAACGAGCAGCUCAGCGGGUGCACCCGGACCAUGGGCGCUGGUGCCAGCGCAGAGGAGAAACACUCCCGCGAGCUGGAGAAGAAGCUCAAGGAAGAUGCGGAGAAGGAUGCCAGGACGGUCAAGCUGCUGCUUUUGGGAGCUGGCGAAUCCGGGAAGAGCACAAUUGUAAAACAAAUGAAGAUCAUCCACCAGGAUGGAUACUCCCUGGAAGAGUGCCUGGAGUUCAUCUCCAUCAUCUACAGCAACACCCUGCAGUCCAUGCUGGCCAUCGUGCGGGCCAUGGGCACGUUGAGCAUCCAGUACGGGGACUCGGCCCGGCAGGACGAUGCCCGUAAGUUGCUGCACUUGGCUGACACCAUUGAAGAGGGCACCAUGCCCAAGGAGAUGUCUGACAUCAUUGCUCGCCUCUGGAAGGACACGGGCAUCCAGGCCUGUUUCGAGCGCGCCUCAGAGUACCAGCUAAACGACUCGGCCGGCUACUACCUGAAUGAUGUGGCGCGCCUAGUGGCACCUGGCUAUGUCCCCACAGAGCAGGAUGUGCUGCGCUCCAGGGUCAAGACCACCGGCAUCAUCGAGACCCAGUUCUCCUUCAAGGACCUCAACUUCAGGAUGUUCGACGUGGGCGGCCAGCGCUCUGAGCGGAAGAAGUGGAUUCACUGUUUCGAAGGGGUCACCUGCAUCAUCUUCAUCGCCGCCCUCAGUGCCUAUGACAUGGUCCUGGUGGAGGACGACGAAGUGAACCGGAUGCAUGAGAGCCUGCAUCUCUUCAACAGCAUCUGCAACCACCGCUACUUCGCCAUCACCUCCAUCGUCCUCUUCCUCAACAAGAAGGAUGUCUUCCUGGAGAAGAUCAGGAAGGCCCACCUCAGCAUCUGCUUCCCCGAUUAUGACGGACCCAACACGUUCGAGGACGCAGGCACCUAUAUCAAGGUCCAGUUCCUGGAGCUCAACAUGCGCCGGGAUGUAAAGGAGAUCUACUCACACCUGACCUGUGCCACCGACACCGAGAACGUCAAGUUCGUCUUCGACGCUGUCACCGACAUCAUCAUCAAAGAGAACCUUAAAGACUGUGGCCUCUUCUGAGCCCCUGGUCCGCCCUCCCCAUCAU